This is a messenger RNA of Kuraishia capsulata CBS 1993, 978 nucleotides long. RefSeq lists its product as uncharacterized. Gene Ontology annotation, molecular function: S-methyl-5-thioadenosine phosphorylase activity. NCBI's taxonomy places the organism in Eukaryota, Fungi, Ascomycota, Pichiomycetes, Pichiales, Pichiaceae. Gene Ontology annotation, cellular component: cytosol. The coding region runs from base 1 to 978 and encodes 325 amino acids. The transcript has a single exon. Gene Ontology annotation, biological process: nucleoside metabolic process. The record is from RefSeq and is a predicted model, not a curated record.
AUGUCACUUCACAGAGAAAAGAUUAACGUGAGCGAAUUGCCCCAUGUGUUCAACGAGCCAGUUACUCUGGCCAUCAUCGGUGGAACAGGGCUCUAUCAGCUGGAUUCGCUGACCCCAGUGGCAAGACUCACAAUUUCCACGCCUUGGGGAUUUCCUUCGGCUCCAAUCACGAUUUCCAAAACUGAGUCUGGAUUUCCUGUUGCAUUCUUGGCUAGACACGGUCUGCACCACGAUCUGUUGCCCUCAGAUGUGCCCAACCAGGCCAAUAUCGCUGCACUUAAAAGCCUUGGAGUCAAGGCGAUUGUGGCUUUCUCCGCUGUCGGUUCGCUGAGAGAACAUAUCAAGCCCCGUGAUUUCGUUUUGCCCAAUCAGAUCAUCGACCGUACCAAGGGCAUCCGCAAAUCUACCUUCUUCGAAAAAGGUUUUGUUGCCCAUGCCAUGUUCGGAGAGCCCUUCGAUCUGAGUCUUAACGCAGUGAUUGCUGAAGUAGGUACUGAGGCAGGCUUGCUCAAAGGAGAGAAUGCAAAAUUCCACACUCGCAAGACCGAGGGUGAUGAUUUGACCCUCAUCUGUAUGGAGGGCCCUGCCUUCUCUACACGUGCCGAGUCUCGUUUGUACCGCUCUUGGGGAGGAUCUGUGAUCAAUAUGAGUGCAGUUCCAGAGUCGAAACUUGCACGUGAGGCAGAGAUUUCCUACCAGAUGAUCUGCAUGUCCACCGACUACGAUGCUUGGAACGAGUCUGAGGAGCCCGUAACUGUGGAGACAGUAGUGGGAAACUUGCGUGCAAACAGCGAGAAUGCCCAUAUUGUUGCUGAGAAACUCAUUGCUAGAUUGGAAACCGAACUUGCCAACGGAACCGUUGGAAACGACCACGUUGGUACCAUGAAGUACUCAGUUUCCACAAGUCCAGACGGAGUUCGCAAAGAGUUGCUCGAGAAGAUGCACUUUUUGUUCCCAGGCUACUGGCCUGUCAAAUAG